This is a messenger RNA of Panicum virgatum (switchgrass), 2080 nucleotides long. RefSeq names its product alanine aminotransferase 2-like. The coding region runs from base 135 to 1589 and encodes 484 amino acids. Gene Ontology annotation, biological process: biosynthetic process. The record is from RefSeq and is a predicted model, not a curated record. The transcript has 15 exons. Gene Ontology annotation, molecular function: pyridoxal phosphate binding; L-alanine:2-oxoglutarate transaminase activity. NCBI's taxonomy places the organism in Eukaryota, Viridiplantae, Streptophyta, Magnoliopsida, Poales, Poaceae.
UACCGCACUGAGCUCAGUCGAACUGAACUGAAUUGGCUGCGCCGUCCGUGCCGUGCUUUUCCUUGUCUUCUUGUUUCCAAUCCACCACCACCACUUCCGGUUCCAUUCGUCCGGCGGCCGAGGGAGCCGGCAAGAUGGCUCCUUGCGCCCUCACCGUCGACUCCCUCAACCCAAAGGUGCUGGCGCUCGCGGAUCACCUCGGCAACGCCGCCAUUGCCCGCCGUGCCCAGUGCAUCCACAAUGAGAUAGAAGCAAAACGCGGGUUGCACCCUUUCGACGAGAUAAUGUAUUGCAACCUCAGCAAUCCACAGUCCAUGGGGCAACAGCCAAACACGUUUUUCCGAGAGGUUCUUGCCUUGUGCGAUUAUCCCCAUCUUCUAGAACGGAGUGAAACUAAUUCUUUAUUCAGCUCUGAUGCAAUAGCAAGGGCACGGAAGAUUCUAGACCUCUUUCCUUGGAGAACAACAGGAGGGUAUAGCCACUGUCAGGGUACUGAAGGACUGCGUGAUGUAAUAGCUGCUGGAAUAACAUCUCGAGAUGGUUUCCCUUGCAAUGCAGAAGACAUUUUCCUGACAGAUGGAUCAGCUCCACCGAUUCGGAUGAUGAUGCACCUACUGAUACGGGAUGAAAAAGAUGGUAUCCUUUGCCCAAUUCCAUCACAUUCUUUGUACACAAAUUCUAUGGUUCUCCAAGGCGCGACUCUUGUGCCAUAUUACCUUGAGGAAUCUAGAGGUUGGGGAGUGAGCAUGUCAGAUCUGAAGAAGCAGCUGGAUGGUGCCCGAUCAAAGGGUGUUAAUGUUAGGGGACUUGUGGUGAUAAAUCCAGGCAACCCUACUGGACAUGUUCUUGUGGAGGAAAAUCAGCGUGAAAUUGUGGAAUUCUGUAGGGAGGAAGGCCUUGUUCUUCUAGCAGAUGAGGUUUACCAAGAAAACAUUUACAUAGCUGGUAGGAAAUUUAAAUCUUUCAAGAAGAUAGCACGGUCCAUGGAGGUUGACGAAGGAGACAUAUCUUUAGUAUCCUUUCAUUCUGUUUCUAAUGGAUAUUACGGUGAAUGUGGGAGCAGGGGAGGUUAUAUGGAAGUCACCGGCUUUAAUUCUGAAGUAAAGAAACAAGUGUACAAAGUUGCAUCCCUUAGUUCAUGCUCUAAUAUCUCCGGUCAGAUCCUCAUGAGCCUAGUAAUGAACCCACCAACGGUUGAGGAUGAGUCAUACACCUCUUAUCAGGCAGAAAGAAAUGGAAUACUAUCAACUUUUUCUCGGUGUGCUGAGGCCAUGGUGUGUGCAUUGAACCGCCUGGAAGGAGUGACUUGCUGCAAAGCUGAAGGAGCAAUGUUUGUGUUCCCUUCAGUGCGUCUGCCAGAAAAGGCAAUUGCAGCUGCUGAGGAACAGAACACAGAACCAGAUGUAUUCUAUGCCCUUCGUCUUCUUGAAAACGCCGGGAUUGUUGUUGUGCCAGGUUCUGUUUUUGGACAAGUACCCGGUACAUGGCAUUUCAGAUGCACAAUACUGCCAAAAGAAGAGAAGAUACCACUGUUCAUCUCCCGCUUUAGGGCUUUUCAUGAAAGGUUCAUGGAAGAAUAUCAAGACUAACAGUUGCCAGCACUUAUUCCUAUGUACAACUUAAUACAUGUAUUAUUAUGCAAGAUGAUGUACCUGUGCUACUGCUAACCUGUGAGCGCCUGUGAUUUCACCAGUGAUAGGAGACGUGGUUCAAGUACCCGUCUGUGAUAUUUACGUUGAAGGAGACGCGGAUCAAGAACCCCCGUCUGUGAUAUUAAGCUAAAGGAGACGCAUGUAUAAUGAAAAGUGUCUCAGAUGUAAGUCAUCGGAGUCGCAUCUAAGUAAACCCGUGUCUCCAAUAGCUGUUAUUGGAGAUGCGUAAAAGCGCGUCUCUAAUGACCACACAUCAGUGACAAAAAUUUGCAGACAGAAAAAAAAUUCAUCUCCAAUACUCUUUUAUCUGCGUCUGCGAUUAGGGUUUCUGAUAUAGUGCGUGUCGAGAUAAGAACUUGAACUUUGUUGAACUUAGGUGAAUAGGUUCCACCAUAAGGAAUCCUACUGUUCUCCCGUCUCAUAUCCAG